UUUUUGUUUUUGUUUUUGUUUUUGUUUUUGUUUUUGUUGUUUUCAAAAGCGGCAACCGAGCAGGAACAACGUCAAUGUCUUCUGGAGUUUUGUUUUCCUAGUUGUAUAUUCCCCUAGCUGUCCUUAAUAUACUCAUAUAAUCCAUACUCACCUUUCCUCCUCAUAAUCAUCAUAAUCACGAUCUCUGCAGCGCGGUUCAGCGAACAGGACGCAAAUGAACCCUAAAACUGCAAGAACGCGCACAGACAGCAGGUUAUGACGUCAAUCGGUGUUUCAUCUGCUGCUUCCCCUCGCCGAGCUCGAGCUCUGAGCUUAGUUUGGUUGCUGGGUUGGUUUAGUCGCUGCUGCUGCUGCUGCUGCUGCUUCAUUUCGUUUCGGUGCAGGCUGGUUGAGGUUGGAGAGGAGGGUGAGGUGGUUGGAAAAUGGUGCGGUCGCGCUGGGAUACCGCUCUGGUCAUGGUUUCUGUGCAAAACACGCGUUCACUCCGAAAGACGACGCAAGAUGGAAUUUAAUAAGAAUCCGCUUGAACCAAGCACGAUUGAAGUAUUCAAACCAGAACAGUCAGAGCAGAAUAACCACAGCAGCAGCAACAAAAUAGUACUUACUCGGUCAACGAGAAGGACAGAGAUAAAAUAUCAAGUCGACGCCGGAACUUUUUCCGAACCGGGCGUAGCUUCAGCGAUACUCGCUCGGUCCACAUGUGAUUUCUUCACAUUCUGGCACCGGCACAUGUUCAUCCUCGAACUGAUACUGUUUCUAUUUCCCAAUCCUCUUUCUCCUCUGUCUUCCUUGUUAUCAUCGUCAAUAUCAGACACUCAACAUGCCUCCUCGUCCGGCUGCGUGCCGGAUCGCCGACGACGGUACAAUCCCCUCACUUCACCAACAGCAGAGUUCUUAUCGGUUUUAUCCCCGCGGGGAAGAGAACAGCAGAUUAAAAGAUUACUCAACCUGAGCUAGUAGAGUAGAGUCACCGCGAUCAGGUUUAUAAUCAUCUCCAGCGCCCUCUCCUCCUAUCAAAACAACUGACAAUUGACUUCUUCACGCUCAAUUGCACGGAUCGCUUUCUUUGAUUGAUACUCGCGAUGACGGAUUUUAGUAUUUCCAACCUUUUUGGCGUCGAGGGGAUGGUUUGCGUCAUUACCGGCGGCGGAACAGGUCCGUCUUCUCCUGCUCUUUUCUUUUAUCUUCUUAUCGUCG
Myxozyma melibiosi is the source of this 1197-nucleotide messenger RNA. RefSeq lists its product as uncharacterized. The transcript has a single exon. Bases 256 to 957 code for a protein of 233 amino acids. Lineage: Eukaryota; Fungi; Ascomycota; Lipomycetes; Lipomycetales; Lipomycetaceae. The record is from RefSeq and is a predicted model, not a curated record.